CGAAUCGGACAUCACUAGAGGAGGGCAGAGGGAGAGAAAUCACAGCCACCACCACCACCACCACAACAUGAUCAUCACCCCACAGCCCAAACACACUGGUGUAAAAAAACAACAGUCUUAACCAUUUAGGACCGAAUCUGAGGUGUGGUCUGGCCCUCGGUGUCUAAACGGACCGUUUUUAUCUCUGUUUUUAAACCGUCAGGGAGUGGAUCUGUCUCGGACGCCAUCUUUAGCAGCAGCAGUAGCCCGAGAGAGUGAGAGCUGCUGGGCCAACGUCAACCAGCACCGGGCUGGAGGAAUUUCUCCAGUGGACACUUAUGCUUGACAGCGAUCUAUACGUUUGUCUUGACUGAUUUGGGGUCGGUAGACGUGUUUCAGUCCACUGGGUUUGUUGUUGUUGUGGUCGGAGGAGUUUUCUCGGGCUGGCUGCUCAUCUUGGCCUGUUGGGAGGGUUUUGCUCCAUAUGAGGCCACAGUCUUGCAGAUGAGCCAUCAGUGGGGGCUGUCGUGUCGCAGACCCAGAUAGUGACUGGUGGCUGUGGCCCAGGCCCCGCCCCCUCCCAGCAUGCCCAACGCUGCUCGUGCGGGGAGUCUGAAGGACCCCGAAAUCGCAGAUCUCUUUUUUAAAGAAGACCCUGAAAACCUCUUCUCAGACCUGAGAGAGAUCGGUCAUGGCAGCUUUGGUGCUGUAUACUUUGCACGGGAUGUGCGGACCUCGGAGGUGGUGGCCAUCAAGAAAAUGUCAUAUAGUGGAAAACAGUCUAAUGAGAAAUGGCAGGAUAUAAUAAAGGAGGUGAAAUUCCUUCAGAGGAUAAAGCACCCAAACAGCAUAGAGUAUAAAGGAUGCUACCUGCGAGAGCACACAGCAUGGCUGGUUAUGGAGUACUGUCUGGGGUCUGCCUCAGAUCUCCUCGAGGUACACAAAAAACCUUUACAAGAGAUGGAAAUAGCAGCGAUUACUCAUGGUGCUUUGCAGGGGUUGGCGUAUCUUCACUCCCAUAACAUGAUUCACAGGGAUAUCAAGGCUGGGAACAUCCUGCUCACAGAGCCUGGACAGGUGAAGCUGGCAGAUUUCGGUUCUGCUUCAAUUGCCUCUCCUGCUAAUUCAUUUGUGGGGACUCCUUAUUGGAUGGCCCCAGAGGUGAUCCUGGCCAUGGAUGAGGGUCAGUAUGAUGGGAAAGUUGACAUCUGGUCUCUAGGAAUAACCUCUAUUGAAUUAGCUGAAAGAAAACCACCACUCUUCAACAUGAAUGCAAUGAGUGCCUUAUACCACAUCGCCCAGAAUGAGAGUCCAACCUUGCAGUCCAGUGAAUGGACGGACUACUUCAGAAACUUUGUGGACUCCUGCUUACAGAAGUUGCCCCAUGAUAGACCCAACUCUGAAGAACUGCUGAAACAUGCGUUUGUCCGGCGUGAGCGGCCGAAUUCGGUGCUUAUUGAUCUGAUCCAGCGCACCAAAGAUGCUGUGAGGGAACUGGACAACCUACAGUACCGCAAAAUGAAAAAGAUCCUCUUCCAGGAGGCCCACAAUGGCCCUGCGGCGGAGGUCCCAGAUGACGAGGAGGAGGUGGAGCACAGUGUUGGCCGAACAGGCACAGUGAACAGUGUGGGCAGUAACCAGUCCAUCCCUAGCAUGUCCAUCAGCGCAAGCUCACAGAGCAGCUCGGUUAACAGCCUGCCUGACGCCACAGACGAUAACAAGAGUGAGGUGGACCUGAUGGAGAAAGACCAAACCAUCAUACCCAACAGUUCCAUGAUUCACGUCAAACCGGAGGAAGAGAGCUACCAGGAAGAAACCGAGGCUCAGAAACAGCCCUCAGAGCCUCAGUCUCCCCCCGCACAGACACCAAGGCGUCAAUACCGGAAUCGAGAGCACUUUGCCACCAUUCGCACAGCCUCCCUGGUGACGCGUCAGAUUCAAGAACACGAGCAGGACUCUGAGGUGCGUGAGCAGAUGUCUGGCUACAAACGAAUGCGCAGGCAGCACCAGAAACACCUUCUGGCCCUCGAGAACAAGCUUAAGGGCGAGAUGGAUGAGCACAGACUCAAGCUAGACAAAGAACUGGAGAACCAGAGGAACAGCUUUGCUGCCGAGAUGGACAAACUAAUCAAGAAGCACCAAUGCACCAUGGAGAAAGAUGCCAAGACGUUUGCCAACAAUGAAAAGAAAUUCCUGCAGCACAUUCAGAGCCAGCAGAAGAAGGAGCUCAGUAGCUUCCUGGAGUCUCAGAAACGAGAGUACAAACUGCGCAAGGAACAGCUCAAAGAGGAGCUAAAUGAGAACCAGUCCACACCAAAGAAGGAAAAGCAGGAGUGGCUGUCCAAGCAGAAGGAGAACUUCCAGCACUUCCAGGCAGAGGAGGAGGCCAACCUACUACGCCGGCAGCGGCAGUAUUUGGAGCUUGAGUGCCGCAGAUUCAAACGGCGAAUUCUCAUUGCACGUCACAACGUGGAGCAAGAUCUAAUGAGAGAGGAGCUGAAUAAGCGUCAGACCCAGAAGGAUCUAGAGCAUGCCAUGCUGCUCCGACACCAUGAGUCUAUGCAGGAGCUGGAGUUCAGACACCUCGGCAACAUCCAGAAGAUGCGUGCGGAGCAGAUCCGCCUGCAGCACCAGACAGAGCUCACCAACCAGCUGGAGUACAACAAGCGCAGAGAGAGAGAGCUCAGACGCAAACAUGUAAUGGAAGUUCGACAGCAGCCCAAGAGCCUCAAGUCCAAAGAGUUCCAGAUCAAGAAACAAUUCCAGGAUGCAUGUAAGACCCAGACCCGGCAGUUCAAAGCCCUGCGAAACCAGCUGCUGGAGAGCAUACCAAAACCCGAACACAAGACCAUGCUGAAGAGACUGAAGGAAGAGCAAACCAGGAAACUAGCAAUCCUCGCUGAACAGUAUGACCACACCAUCAACAACAUGCUCUCCACACAGGCUUUGCGUCUAGACGAGGCACAGGAGGCAGAGUGUCAGGUGCUGCGGAUGCAGCUGCAGCAGGAGUUGGAGUUGUUGAAUGCAUAUCAGAGUAAGAUCAAGAUGCAGACGGACGCUCAGCAGGAGCGAGAGAGGAAGGAACUGGAGCAGAGAGUGUCCCUCCGGAGAGCCCUACUGGAGACUAAGAUCGAAGAGGAGAUGUUGACCCUGCAGAACGAGCGCACAGAGCGGAUCCGUAACCUGCUUGAGCGCCAGGCCCGAGAAAUCGAGGCCUUCGACUCGGAGAGCAUGCGCUUGGGCUUUAGCAACAUGGUGUUGGCUAACAUCUCUCCUGAGGGCCUCAGCCACAGUUUCCCAGGGGCCCCGGCCAGUUGGAUCCCCCAUCAGCAUCACUCAGAUGGCUCUCAGGGAACACAGUGGGGCAGCAGCACUGGUUCAGGGGCCGGCCACCACUACCACUCCAGUCCGGGAGGAGCACAGGCCCAGCAGGGCUGGAGCCAAGCCAUCGCAGGAGGUGGGCUUCCUCCAUGGAGCCACUCCCCCUCGGGCCCCCAAGGGGCCAUGCCAAAAAGCAGCGUGGGGAUGCGGAACAGCCCUCAGGCACUAAGGAGGACCACUUCAGCAGGGCGCACUGAACAGGGCAUGAGUAGGAGCACCAGCAUCACAUCUCAGAUAUCCAACGGUUCGCAGCUGUCCUACACAUAGACACCAGUGCAUUUGUGCCAACCCUGCACACACAAACACACACAGGGUAGAGGAACGCACUGGCCCACACUAAAGACUGGCACAGAGAGCAGAGCCAACUGCACUCGUCUACCCAUCUCCCUCUAUCCCCCUUUUCUUUUCCUUUGCUUUCUCAUUUCACAUGCAGACAUGUAUGUAAACGAUAGCAAAUAUCGCUCAGGUCAGAAGAAAUUCUAACUUUGUAUGAAGCUUGUUUGACAGCCAUGCAGAGCUAAAGUCAAAAACACUAGUCUGAUUUAAAGCUCACUUGAUGAGAUUCAUUUAAUAUAGUAAAUAUUACAGAGAAAGACAUAUAUAUAAAUGUGUAUAAAAUAGAUGUUUAUUAAUUUAGCUUUAGUCCACUUAACGUGUGGAUUCAUAAAUCAUAAAAGGAUGUUAAAAGGAGAUGUUGGCCAUAAUUCUUGAGCAUAAUGAUUACGUAAGUAUACAGUCUAAGCUAUCAGCCUGCUGUCAUGCUCUUAUGAAAAAUAAUUCGGGUUUUAAUAAAACAAAGAAAUGUAUUAUGUGUGUUUAGUAUAUGGAUUAGGAAGAGAGCUGGCCAAACUGUUGAUAUUAAGUGAAAGUGUUUUAGUUGUCAGAUUUUUAGGUCGGAAGAUUCAUUUGCAGAGAAGAUUUAGGAGUUUGCCUACAUCAAGUACUGUGCUGAAAUGAAUGUGAAAAAAAAAUAGGUUCAAAACUUGACUUUUGUUACUUGUUUAGUCAGCAAGUUAAGGUGAAUGGCUCUGUCUUGCCCAAGCAGUGUGUUUUAAGAUUUUUAACAGUGCAGUCAAGCACAAAUACGUUCAUAUAUCCAGCAUACUUUUUAUUUAGUCUGUACUUGCAUUAAGCAACCUAAUUAUGGCCAGACAACCUGUCUUCAGUCCUCUUAGCCUUUUGAUGUAUCCUUUAUUUUAUUAGGUCAGCCAGCUUUCAUCUGGAUCAGGUGUCCAGACACAUUUAGAUGUGGUGCUUUCUUGAUAAUUUGUUUUAUGUGUAGGUGUGCAAUGCCUGCUUAAAUAUAUCUGAUAUAUGUUCAGUGCCUUCAGUGUGUUAAUUGUAUAAUUACUCAGUAGAGACAUGCCAGGAUUAAUGUUUUCAUGUAGCUAAAAAGAACACUCCCAUAUUUAGUUUAUUCAUGUUCCCCAAGCUAAUGAAGGGACAGUAUUGGUCAGUUUAAGAAGAGUGUGUGCUGGUGUGAAUAUAUUUGACUGUACACCUAAAUAGGAGCUUAUAUUAUCCCACUUUUUAAUGCUUAACUCCUAUGUUAAUAAAUUUUUGAGGUGCCUUUGAAUAGCUGCCAAGCAGAAGCACUUUAUUUAGUGUGUUGUGUUUGAGGAUUAGUUUUUUACAAGGGUUCUCAACUAUGGAAAUGGCUAAUGCAGCUGUAAACUGUAGUGUGUGAUGGCGGAUGUCCAGUAUUUUUACUGUUACUCUUUAAAAAGAAUUCUGUGGUCAAUUUAAGGAAGUGCUAGAUAUGAAUUUGUCAGUGGUUUUAGUACAGUACUGUCAUGAUUUAUCAAAUGAAAUGAAUGCAGAAACUGUUUGAAUGUAUUCUGUCCUCCAUCAGGUUUGUGUCAUGUAUUUGACACUGUAGGAAUGUAAGGAACGGUAGGAGCAUGAAAGACUUCUUUUUUUUUUCCUGUAGGUCAUGACAGCAGGCUUUAUGUGACACUUAACUGGCUCUUUUGGAGCAGGCAAACACUCUUGAUUUAGUCUCAUGACUUCCACACUAAAUAGCAAAUGUUGUGUUCUCCAUUUCAUGCUCAUUCACUACCAGUCAAAUGUUUGGACACAUCUACUGCUUAUUUUUUAUUACUAUUUUCCAUAUUUUAAAUAAUAGUAUAUUACACUACCAUUUAAAAGUUUGGGAACUUUUUUUUUUUUAUAAAAUUAUAAAAUUUUAUUUAAUAUGACUGUUUUCUGUUUUAAUAUAUUUUAAAAUGUAAUUCAUUCCUGUGAUGGCAAAGCUGAUUUUAAGCAACCAUUAUUUCAGUCUUUAAUGUCACAUUAUCCUUCAGAAAUAAUUAUGAAUGCUGAGUUCUCAUUAUUAUUAUUAUUAUAAAUGUUGAACACAAUUAACGUUGGUUCAUAUUUUUGUGGAAAUCAUGAUACAAUUAUUUCAGGAUUCUCUAAUGAAUAGGAAAUUCAAAAGAACAUCAUUUAUUUGAAAUAGAAAUCCAACACUGGAUAACAUUAUAAAUGUUGUCACUUUUGAUCAAUUUAAUUAGUCAAAAUUAUUUCUUAAAAAAUAUUACUGACCUCAAACUAUUGAAUAAUAGCGUACAUUAGAGGAGUGUAAUUUCAACCAAACAGCUUGCGCCAAGUAGAUUCUUAAUGUUUUAUGUAUUAAAAUUCUUGAAGAAUCAAGCUAAAAAAAAAUAACAUUUUCCUACACAGCUUUUCACUACAUGUGCACAAGAAAAUAUUGCAUAUUAUACCUACACUUAAGUUUACAAAAACAUGGGAGAAAUGCCAAGCAGAGACGUUUGUGUGUGUGUUUGAUGACUCACAUAUUUUCAUUUUUUAAUCAGUUCAAUCUAAACGAAUCACAGUAAUGGGAAGGUUAAUGUCCAAAUUCUCUCAGUGUAGUUCAUGAGGUGCAUCCCGGGAUUCCUUUUAAAUAGUAUGGAAGGAGUUAGCACGCUUGCAUUCAGUCUGGGGUGUCCAUCUUUGACUGGUAGUGUCGUCUGUAAAGUAUAUGUGUUUUAUGAAAUCAAUAGCUGCCUCAAAGAUUUACCAGCCAAAAAGGAUGUUUUCUCCCUCAUUUGUUGGCUGUUAUAAGCAACUGAGAUGACCAAGUCCAUGAGUAGAAUUUCCUCUCAGACACGCAGGGAUCUUCUCCCCCUCUCCCCCUGCUCUCUUUCUGUCCUCUGUGCCGCCCAUACCACAGGUGUCAGUGCCCAGUAUUGUGAGGAUAUGAUCUGUGCUGCCGAUGGCCCUGCAUUCCCUCUCUCUCCCCAGCUGAUUCACACGCCAUCACUCCUCGCCAAGCUCCGCCUGGAUCCAGUGUUUCAACGCACGGAUGCCUGAAUGCACUUUCUUGGGGGAACUUUAAGCAAACUCUUUGUUUUCCCAAGCCAGUUUAUCUUGUUGGUUUGCUUUACAUCACUUUGACUGCAGGAGUCACGUUGACUGAUGCAUUCUUGUGAAAUUCUUAGUCAUGUUUUAACACUUCUGAUGGAGUACAAUGUUACCCUCCCCCUUUUGUUUCCAUUGUGCAAUCAUUAGUGAAAACAAAACUCUACAGGCAGAACAUGUGUCUCCCCUUU
Carassius carassius (crucian carp) is the source of this 6914-nucleotide messenger RNA. It is a transcript of the gene taok1a, whose product is annotated as TAO kinase 1a. The coding region runs from base 565 to 3627 and encodes 1020 amino acids. Gene Ontology annotation, molecular function: ATP binding; protein kinase activity. NCBI's taxonomy places the organism in Eukaryota, Metazoa, Chordata, Actinopteri, Cypriniformes, Cyprinidae. Gene Ontology annotation, biological process: protein phosphorylation; execution phase of apoptosis. The record is from RefSeq and is a predicted model, not a curated record. The transcript has 20 exons.